AUGACCAUGCCAGAGCUUUAUCUGUCGUUACUGUCUGGUCAGGAGGGCGAUGUCUCACACCUAUCAACAGAGCAACGCCAUAACGAUGUUGGGUCCCGUCUCUCUGGCCACCCAUUUCCCAACGACCCCGACCGAUUGAUGGACCUCUUGGAUGCUCUUGCUGCCGUUUGCGUUUGGAAAGAACGGAGACAAGUCAUGUUCGUGUCAUUGUCCACGACCAUGGACCUGAAAGCUGCGACCCUCUACGUAUCUUCCAACGAGACUGUACCAGCCACUGUUACCUCCCAUCUCCAUAUAAUACAGGGUCAGCUUAAGGAGCUCCAAAGCAUUUUAUUUAACAAACGGGCACCUGAUAUCCUAGCAACAUACGACAAUUUCACAAAAAGCUCAAAACUUGACAAUCAGGAUGCCAGGCUUUUACAAGCUACCCAUUUUGCAUUGAAACACAUUCAGGAUCUGCUUCAGAGCGAGAGACCGCCGCCUGACCUCAGUCGCUUGAUUUGGACGAUUGACAGGUUGAGUAUGCUGACUGGAACAGGAAAGGCUUGCUGCAACAUAUCCAUCCAAGUGACCGAGAAGGCUGUCCUCCCCAUCAUUUUCCCUGUGGGAGAACAGGAGCAGCUACUGGUGUGCGACGACAUUCUGAACCGGCUGCAAGAGAAAGCGAAAAGUGAGGGAGUAAGAAUGGAGAAACGGAAGCUAUCCAUAAAACAAGCAGCCGUUCACGCCGAAUGCACCCUCCUUGCAUACCAUAUCCAGCACCCCAACAUUCAUCCAUACUGCUAUUUCGGCGGAUCGAAACUCUCUUUCCAUGGAUGCGCCACCUUUUUCAGCAGUUACAAUCUUGUCGCAGAAUCCUUCCAUCUUCCCCAAUUCUUCACCAAGGGCUCCCACAACAAGAUCUAUCUCCGGUGGCCUUGCCCUCCCUUGCUGCCACUGCAGCGAUCAAAGCCACUACAACCUGGCACCCUGUCUCUCGAUACCCAGGUUAGACAGAAAAUGAUUGCGGCGUUGGGCAAGGAACUGUCUGAGUAUGUCAAUGAGCUGCGCACAGUCAGAGCAGGGCCAUCCCAAUCGCAGUCAGAUAGCACUGCUGCCUCUAGUGACUCACGCAAGCCUGCAGAAGAAGGCCUAGCAGACUUGGAAGCUGGCACAUAG
This is a messenger RNA of Laccaria bicolor S238N-H82, 1158 nucleotides long. RefSeq lists its product as uncharacterized. The coding region runs from base 1 to 1158 and encodes 385 amino acids. The transcript has 5 exons. The record is from RefSeq and is a predicted model, not a curated record. Lineage: Eukaryota; Fungi; Basidiomycota; Agaricomycetes; Agaricales; Hydnangiaceae.